Solea solea (common sole) is the source of this 1490-nucleotide messenger RNA. It is a transcript of the gene ankrd53, whose product is annotated as ankyrin repeat domain 53. NCBI's taxonomy places the organism in Eukaryota, Metazoa, Chordata, Actinopteri, Pleuronectiformes, Soleidae. Gene Ontology annotation, molecular function: protein binding. Bases 19 to 1167 code for a protein of 382 amino acids. Gene Ontology annotation, biological process: mitotic metaphase chromosome alignment; positive regulation of microtubule polymerization; regulation of mitotic spindle organization. The record is from RefSeq and is a predicted model, not a curated record. Gene Ontology annotation, cellular component: spindle pole. The transcript has 6 exons.
GUCAACAAAUCCAGGGAAAUGGGACGUGGGAAACGCAAAACCAGGAAACUUCCCUGCACUGAUUUACCGGACAGACAUGCGCCCCCUGCUGUUGAUGUGGAGAAGCUGGACGUCAGUGUGAACUCACAGGGUCUGUCAGCUCUGCACCUGUCCAGUCUUUAUGGUCAGCUGGAUGCUCUUCAGAGGCUGGCGGUGUCGUCGCUGCAGGGGCAGAUCAACGGCAGCGAUCCUCAGGGUCGUCGGCCCAUUCACAUGGUCAUGUCCUGGAGAAGCGCGCCCAACACCUCCGCCUGUCUCCGCUGCCUGCUCGAGCAUGGAGCUGAUGUCAACAUUGCCACAGACUGUGGGCAGACGCCGCUGCACGUGGCUGCCUCUGAAGGCCUCCUGGACUGCACACAGACCCUCGUGCAGGCCGGUGCUGAUGUGACGUCUCAGGACAGCAUGGGACACACACCUCUGGAUUUGGCCCGCAUCUGGUGCCACAGAGAGGUCGCACGGUAUCUAAAGACCUGCAUGUGGGAGGUGGAAAAGAGGAAAGAAAUGAAGGAGAGGAAGCUGGCUCACGCUUUAUACAGAGAACUCAUCGCCACUGCUAAAGUGAAUGAUGGCAAUAAAGGGACACUCAUAGAUGAGAAGAUGGCAGAAUGGGCCAAAAAGAAGGGUUUUCCUCACCUAAAGGACUAUUCCCCCAAAGUCUCAGUGAGUCAGUACCACAUGCAGUGCCUCUCAUCUAAUCAGGACGGCUCUGAUCGAAAAGCUACCAAGGGCCUGAGGAAGAACCAGCGAAAAGUGCAACAGGAGAUCACUUUCUCAAAGUCGCCCGCAGCCGCAGAGCCUGAAAUCGUCGACCGCCAACGAAGGACGGCCUUCUCAGAGCUGGACCUCCGGGGCAGUGUGACAGUGUGGAGAGACAGCAGCAGCAGCCUGCCUCACUACACCACCAAGUGGGACACGGUCCCUCACACUGCCCCUGACCUGCCUUUGGAUGUCCUUAAGAAGGUGUUGUUCCCCAGAGCGUUCCCCUCCAGGAUCUUCUCGCCUCAGCACUUCCAGCCACAGAACAUCGAGGAGGUCCAACACAAAGGAAGCCCCAAGGGGCGGAGCUCCUCCCCCUGGACAGAGGUGGCCAUGCACAUGGCUGAAGUGCUGGAGCCUGGACACUACUAAGUAACAGACGUCCGUUACAUUCAAAUCAUUGUCAAAUAGGUUCACACAAUGCUAGUUAAGCCUGUAAGCUCCACUCCAACUCUUUCCGUUAAUCCAAAUGUGUGAACGCCAACAUUCGAAAUGCCACAAACCCGAGAAAGCAGCGCGAGUCAAGGGUUGAGAGGAAGAUGAGAACUGGGUCACCUGUCACACAUGUUCCACUGCAUGUUCACUGAUCCCCCAGAGAACCGAGUCAGGAUCCAGGUGUCGCACGGUUCAGUCAAAGUUUCCUGGUGGUCAAAAACACAGGCGUAGACGGGGAAAAUACUUUUUCGGAUGUUUAA